AGUAACAAGACAAUGGCUGCGCAACGAUUGGAUAUACUCAUGGACGACAAAAGGCAAAGAACAAAAGAAGAUUCUAAAGAUACUACAUGAAUUUACUGAACGGAUUAUUGCGGAAAGGAAAUUUUAUCAUGAACGCACUAAUGGUCGAUUUUUGAAAAAUUUUGAUGAUGUCUCAUCGGUAAAAGAAGAUGAUGUACAAACGAUGGGAAUACGAAAGAAACGACUUGCAUUGUUGGAUCUUCUAAUAGCGGCAUCUCGAGAGGGUCUUUUAACUGAUUCAGAUAUCAGAGAGGAAGUCGAUACUUUUAUGUUUGAAGGUCAUGACACAACAGCGAUGGGUAUAUUCUUUUUAUUAUUACUUUUGGCUGAGCACAAAGAUAUUCAG
Molecule: messenger RNA, 385 nt
Organism: Wasmannia auropunctata (little fire ant)
Lineage: Eukaryota; Metazoa; Arthropoda; Insecta; Hymenoptera; Formicidae
Product: cytochrome P450 4C1-like
Exons: 4
Molecular function (GO): iron ion binding; monooxygenase activity; heme binding
Source: RefSeq, a predicted model, not a curated record